AUGGCCGGGGUCCAGCUGCCUGCGCCUGCGUGGAUCGAUGCGGGAAACCCCGCUUUACAAGCGAAGUUGGUCUCCCCCGUAAAGAAGAUCAAGAAUGAUUCGGAUAUGGACGUUUGGCGCACGAGUGCAUCGCACGAUGCACUUAUCCUGUUUGUGAUGCGACUUGGCCAGGCAAGUCGAGGACUGCCGACGCGACCUGUCGAUUGGUCGGCUGCCACGCGAGAACAGCGUACUGGAUCUCCGGACGCGAUCGACCGUGUGAUAUCCUUGUUGCAGCGACUUGAUGCUUGGGCAGACGCAAUCGAGCCACAAACAAACCCACAACGGUUUGGGAAUCGCGCAUUCCGGACUUGGGGCGCCGAGCUUUGUUCGCAUAUCGAGGCAUUGCACACAGAGCUGCUGCCUCCCGAGAUGCAUGCAUUUGCCAUAGAACUGCAAGAGUACUUAUUGGGUGCAUUUGGUUCCUUUCAGCGACUGGAUUAUGGUACAGGCCACGAACUCAACUUUGCGGCAUGGCUGGGCUAUUUGCAUCGACUAGGGCUUUUUGUGGAGCGCGGCGCAAAUGCAGAGCGUAUCCAAGCGACGGAGCAAAGGCUAGCUUUGGAAGUCUUUCCAUCGUAUCUUCGUGUCGCAUGGCAUCUUCAAGAUCGGUACGCGUUGGAGCCUGCAGGGAGCCACGGUGUUUGGGGGCUUGACGACUACCAGUUCAUUCCCUAUAUCAUUGGCGCUGCGCAGAUGUGCGAUGCCGAAGCAUUAUCACCCGCAGAGGCAGCCCAGAAUACAUACUACCCAUAUGUGACGUGGAAAAUACCCCGCUUUGGCGCACGAAUUUCGCCGGAAGACACGCUUGUUUACGCACCGCCAGCACUGCCAGCCACGGUGCCGAUACCCAACCUGUACAUUUCCUCCCUUGCACGGGUUAAUUCCUUGAAACGCGGCGCUUUCCAAGAGCACUCGCCGCUCUUGCAUGACAUCGCAACCAAUGUGCCAACUUGGUAUAAGGUGUAUACGGGCAUGUUAAAAAUGUACGAUGCCGAGUGCCUCCUCAAGUUUCCUGUCGUGCAACACUUUGGCUUUGGGAGCGUCGGCUUCUCAUGGCCUAAUAUGGAAAGCCGUACGGAUACGGAACAGCCACGUAGAAUAUAG
Messenger RNA from Malassezia vespertilionis, 1146 nucleotides. It is a transcript of the gene RRD1, whose product is annotated as Serine/threonine-protein phosphatase 2A activator 1. Gene Ontology annotation, molecular function: peptidyl-prolyl cis-trans isomerase activity; protein tyrosine phosphatase activator activity. The record is from RefSeq and is a predicted model, not a curated record. Gene Ontology annotation, biological process: mitotic spindle organization. Gene Ontology annotation, cellular component: protein phosphatase type 2A complex; cytoplasm; nucleus. The transcript has a single exon. NCBI's taxonomy places the organism in Eukaryota, Fungi, Basidiomycota, Malasseziomycetes, Malasseziales, Malasseziaceae. Bases 1 to 1146 code for a protein of 381 amino acids.